Messenger RNA from Penicillium macrosclerotiorum, 1908 nucleotides. RefSeq names its product dipeptidyl peptidase III. Gene Ontology annotation, molecular function: dipeptidyl-peptidase activity. The coding region runs from base 1 to 1908 and encodes 635 amino acids. The record is from RefSeq and is a predicted model, not a curated record. The transcript is spliced from 7 exons. Gene Ontology annotation, cellular component: cytoplasm. NCBI's taxonomy places the organism in Eukaryota, Fungi, Ascomycota, Eurotiomycetes, Eurotiales, Aspergillaceae.
AUGGCUCUCUACGAUACCUGCGAUGGUAACUGGGAAAACCUUGCCGAUGCCUCCCACUUGGAUAUUAAUGAUGUUGAAUCAUUCCUGGACUAUGCAGCAAUUUUUCUGUCCAACAUGGGCAAUUAUUUUGGAGCCGGUGACCAGAAGUUUAUCCCAUCCAUUUCCAAGGACAAGGUUGCUCAAUUAGCAAGCUCCGCUGGUACUGGCGCAACUUCUCUGUGGGAGCAAAUUCAAGGAUUAAUGUUUCAAUUACCACCUUUUGGGCUAGGGCCUCCGGGAAAGCUUACUCAGAGCUCAUAUUAUCCGGGAAUGGAAGAGCGCUUUUUUCACGAAGAUACAUUGCUGGUCUCAGGCAUCAUGAAUGAGUUAUCUAUACUUCCGGAAAACACGCGACUUAUGAGAGUUACCGGAGCAGAAGGUAUCGAGACACUGGAUAUUCUCCAGGCAUCGGAAAAUGAAAAUAUUUUGACAUGCAACCAUACGAACACUGCCUUCGCUAACAAAACAAUUCGAUUGAAAACUGGAGAUCACGCAAGAGAACUUCUGCAGAUCAAUGUCUAUUUACGGAAAGCCCUCGAUUACGUCUCUAAUUCAUCACAGUAUGAAAUGAUUCAAAAAACUAUAGACAGCUUUACAACUGGAGAUAUCUCAAGCUACAAGGAUGCUCAAAGGGUUUGGGUGAAUGAUAAAAGUCCAUGUGUCGAGACAGUCCUUGGAUUUAUUGAACCUUACCGAGACCCACUGGGAAUUAGGUCUGAAUUUGAAGGGAUCGUUGGUAUUUUCGACGCGGACGAAUCAAAGGUUUUGAAUGAAUUGGCGGAAAUUUCUAAUGAAUUAGUUUGUAAUCUCCCAUGGGUCAACAGCCAUGAAGCCAGCAAAGGGCCCUUUGAGAAAGAAAUAUUCGAGGCCCCGGACUUUUCCAGUGUCCAGAGCCUGGUUUAUUGCUCGAGCAUCGUUUUUCCGGGUAUCAACCUUCCCAAUUACAAUGACAUACGCCAGGAGACUGGAUACAAGAACAUCAUUUUUUAUAGUCGCAUGAAGGCAGAGAGCCAGCGAGACAGGGGUCUCCACUUGAUUGAUGCGUCAGAACAAGAGAUAUUCAAGAAGCAUCGAUUCCACGCAUAUUACAUAUGGGUAGUACUCCACGAGAUUCUCGGCCAUGGAACCGGGAGGUUUCUAUCCGAGACCAGUACAGGAAAAUAUAACUUCAAUCCAGAAAGUCCGCCCGUGAACCCUGUCACAGGCGAGCCAAUUCAAACUUGCUAUCGACUUGGCCAAACGUGGACCAGCGUGUUCGGGGAUCUUUCUACGACUGUUGAUGAAUGCAGAGCCGAACUUGUUGGUGCAUAUUUGAUCGAUGAUCCAAGAGUUUUGGCUUUAUUCGGCCACACUGAACGCGCGCUUGUUACGCCGGAUGAUUUGGUCUAUAAUUUAUACCUACAAUUGGGGACUGACGGCCUUCGGGGAUUGCAAAAUUACGAUACCUCUACGCAGGGAUGGGGUCAAGCCCACAGCCGCGCACACUACGCCAUACUUAGACAUCUUUUGAAAGAUGCGAACGGUCUCUAUACAAUUCUUUGCGAUUCGCAGCAAGGCAAACUGACAGUGAAGGUUGAUCGCGCCCGUAUCAUCCGACAUGGAAAGCCUUCCCUGGGUCGCAUGCUAUUAAAAUUACAUAUCUAUCGUUGCACUGCAGACGUUGACAAUUGCCGCAAGUUCUAUGAAGACCUUUCUCGCGUGGAUGACGAAGCUUUGAAGUGGAGAGAUAUCAUAACUGCCAAGCAAGAUCCACCAUUGGUCUUCUCGCAAGCAAAUACAUACCUAGACGCGGAAGGUAUCACGAUUCGAGAAUACGAAGCAUCAACUAGAGGUGUAAUUCAGAGUUGGGCUGAGCGGGAUAUUAAUUGA